CGGAAAUCGAAGUCAAUGUCAACAUUGAGUAAAAAUAUUUGGUUUCUGUUUUUGACGUUGGAAAGGAGGAAAUAUGUCAGAAGUUCCAUCUCUUCACUCAGCAGCAAUAUUUGCAUGUACACAGUCAUUGUUAAAGCUUUUUGAUGACCAUCAAGAUGAAUUUCGACAUCGAUUAAUUUCAAUCUUUGCCAGUGAUGACUAUGGAGUAAUUGGUCACAAUGUUCUACAAAGGAUAGUCGAAUAUUAUCCAGAGAAACUUACAGAUUCUAUUCUUUUGGCCUUAGUUCAAGAAAGCAUGAAGAUCUUAAAUUUAAAGAAAUGCAUAAAUGUAACAGGAUGUAAUAUUUUAAAGGCAUUACAGAAGAGUAAACAACUUACAAGUCUAGAUCUGUCAGAAUGUGAACAAUUAAUGUUGCCAGCUUUGUUUGGAGCUUUUGGAAAUAUAUUGCCAUGCCUGACAAUGAUAAACAUUUCUGAGUGUAGAACCGUUAACAGUGCUUUGGUUCAGUCACUUCUAAGAAACACACCUUGUUUACAAGAUCUCAAUCUUUCUAAAUGUAAUGAAUUAACAGAUGAAGCAUUUUUAUUGGAUUUAGAGAUUCAAGACAAAAAUCUACUUGGAUUAGAGACAGCUGUACCAGGCUCAUAUCACAGACCAACGAACUUUUCUCUGAAGAGUAUAAAUAUCUCAUCCUGUGACAAGAUCACAAGUUUAGCUGUUGCAUAUAUCUGUGCUUUUGCUGGCCUAACUCUUCAAAAUAUAAAUAUGGCAUAUUCAAAUAUAUCAUCCCUGUGUUUGUUAUAUUUAAGUGGUUAUUCACUGGUAACAGUAUAUGUGUAUAUGAUGUCCUGUACGAUAGGAUCAGAUUUUGAAGACAGUGAUAUCACACGUGAUCAGAUUUGGUCACUUCAAUCAAAAUAUCACAUAGAUUCAGUGAAUGAAAAAAAGGAAUGGGAUAAAGAAAAUUUAUGUGAAUGUUUGAAUUAUGUGAAACAAAAAGUAAAAAACAAAUAUAAUGCGUUUGUAUCAGAAGAUCAAAUCGAUAUUGAAAUAACAGAAGAAAUCGACAAACAGUGUUCUUCAUGUAGUGAUUUAAUCUCACAUCAGAAAGUGGAACCCUGUGAAAGCUUAUCUGUGUCAAGUAAAUCUAGUAACAGAAAAAUUCCAUUAACUUCUGAUGAACAAUUUACUGCCGAAAUGCUUUGCAAUGUCCACUCCAUGGAAGAUCUUGAUAAUGAUAGUAUUGAGAAUGACGAUCAAAAUAAACAUAUUGUAAUGAAUCAGAACUCUUCGAAUAAUUUAAAAAAAACAGUUCCCGAAACAGAUCAUAAAAUAAAUCUACCUCUAAACAAAAGAACUUAUAUACCCUCACUACAAUUUGUUAACAUUUUAUGUAUAGCAUCAGAAGAGUCAUUAGACACAAUAACAUUCCCAAUCUUUUUUGCUUGUAAUAAGAAAUUAAUCCAUUUGUCAAUUAACUGGCCAUUUUUCUCGGGGGAAUUUGUAGAUCAGCUUGUUGAUUCACAGACAUGUUUACAGGAACUCUUACUUCCUGAGUGUAAUUCAAUGAGUGACGAAGACAUCACGAAACUUUGUAAAUUAUCUCAUAAGUUGAAGAAAAUUGAUUUGAAAGGUAUAUUUAUGUUAAAUGAGAUAGCUGUAAAUAGAAUUAUCACAGAUGAAAUACAAAGUUUAAGUUUGUCAGAGUGUUCAAUAACAGACUUAACUCUAACAUUAAUUUCUAGGAGAGCUGCUUCUACAGUAAAAGAAAUUGACUUGGCAUGGUGCGAAGAGGUAACAGAUGAAGGAAUCAAUGCUUUAAUGUCAUCCUGUUCAGCUUUGCAAAAUCUGAAUUUACAUCAUUGUUCCAUUACUGAAAAACCUCUCUUUAGCAUGGCUGAAAAAUGUCGAAACAUCUGUAACUUAAGUCUGUCUUCUAUUAAAGGAAUAUCUGAUCAAGCUGUUAUCGAAAUAGCUAAGAAUCUAUGUCUGCUGGAAGAAAUUGAUAUAAGUUGGAACACUGAUAUAACAAAUGUUGGUAUAGAGGCAUUGUUUAAGUAUAGUAAGAAAUUAAAGAUUGGAAUAUUCUCAGGCAACAAAAGAAUAACAUCUCAACCCAUGUAUUGUUUAGUCACAGAUCUUGAAGCAUGGAGAAAAAGUCAGCUUACAAAAACAAAUAAAAGAAACAAAAAAGUGGAUGAAAGGGAACAAAAUGGAGAAAAUGUUGAUGAUAUUUCCAGUGAUGAAGAGGAUGAGAUUUAUUUACCUAGAAGAUCGACUGUCUAUGGACCCAACCUAAAGAGAAUUGAAGUGCAUUAUGUAGAUUUUAUGGAUGAUGCCUUAUUAUCACAUAUUGUAGCAUUCUGUUUCGGAUCUCUUGAAAUUAUGGAUUAUUACAGUGAAGCUGUUCAACCAACAAAACUAACAGUUAAAAGAGGCCAACUAUAUAACAUGAUGGGACUCAGAUAUUUAUAAUGCAGUGUGAACCCACCAAGAUUUGAUUAGUUAAACUUACUUGUGUAUUGUUCCUUAUGUCCAUCUGCUUUGUGAAUUAUUGUAUACAUAAUAGUACAACAAGAAGAGCAUUAGUAGUGUCAAGUGUAUCAGGUGUUUUAGAAACAGAUGUUGAUUUUGUUUCUUGUAUUCCAGUAAUAUCUAAAAUCAUGUUUAAAGGGGCAUUAGGUAAGAUUACAUAAACAACUAACAGUUCUCGCUAUAAUAUUUAAAAAAUAGAUAAUGAAAACAGAAUAAGCUGAAAAUUUCAGUAAAAUUGCUUCACUCUGAACCGAGAUAUUAGCGAUUCCAUUUUAGGUUACUACCAUCACAAAACGUAUUCAAAUCUACUAAAUAUCACAGGCUAACAAUGGCAUCGAGAGUUUAUUAUGGUUGAUAAGUUAAUUAUUGUCUAAUUAAUAAUUUAGAAACAUUUUAGGCCUAAAGGAAGACCUACAAUGGGCACAUUUAGCCUUAUGCAUAAUGCAUGGUUAAGGAACAUUGGCUUGUGACACACAAUCAAAUGUGUCGAUAAUCAAAGAGUUUCAAAUGAUUUCACAGAAUUUUCUCUAUCACAGAUUUUGAUUUGUAGGUUUAUCUGGAUUCACUGGAAAAUGAAAUGGAGCUAAAUACUAAUAUAAUAUUAAUUAGACUGUACGUAUACAGGACACAUGCCACUCAUCAGUGAAAUGGUGCAACAAAUUCGUCUUGAUUGUUCACUGAACAUUACCAGUUAAAAACGGUUCUUAUCAUUAAACUCCCGUCCCUCCCCAAAUACUACUCUUCAUGUAUAAUUAAUUGCAUGGGGAGUAUUGACUGAAAUCUGUGAUACAAUUAUAGAUAUAUUAUAUAUAUAUUAUUGUUUUUUAAAGAUAUUAUUUUGUUAUGUUAAAUAUUGCUGUGUAAUUUAUAUUAAAUCAAAGUCUUAAUAAAUAUGUGACU
Molecule: messenger RNA, 3436 nt
Organism: Patella vulgata (common limpet)
Lineage: Eukaryota; Metazoa; Mollusca; Gastropoda; Patellidae
Exons: 12
Coding region: 74-2476 (800 amino acids)
Biological process (GO): SCF-dependent proteasomal ubiquitin-dependent protein catabolic process
Cellular component (GO): SCF ubiquitin ligase complex
Molecular function (GO): protein binding
Source: RefSeq, a predicted model, not a curated record